AUGCUAAGUUGCUUUUGUUGCUUCAUGAUCUUGGUUUUAAAGGGGCGGGCUGAGUGUUUGUGUGUCGACUGAACACGGCGCUUUGUAGGUCGGUGCAGGGCUCUUUAACUGGGUAUAAGCACCGGGCUUAAAGGGGAUAUUUCGCUGUGUAAUUCAGGCUGGAGGUUAAACUUGAGCGGCAGAGGUGUGAGAAGUAAAUAUGAGCGACAAGGGGACAGUGUCAUCCAAGGAGAAGGAGACGGUAGAGAAGAGGGGGCGUGGAAGACCCCGCAAGCUUCCUCAGGAGCCCAGCGGAUCCCCGACUCCGAAGAGGCCCAGAGGACGACCCAAGGGCAGCAGAAACAAGCCCACCAGCAAGGGCAAAACAAAGGCAGAAUCUGCUCCUGGUGUGAAACGCAGAGGCAGACCCAAGAAGGAGGAUAAGGAAGAGAAGGCAUCACAGGAGUCAUCGGAGCAGGAAGAAGAAGAAGAAGAGGAGGAAGAGGACCAGUAAUACCAACAACGCAUGUUACCUCACUCAACAUACUGACUUACUGUCAACCAUAACUGGACUGUAUCUGCAACACCGGUGCCACUUUCAUGGCCACUAUUCCCGACAGGGCCCUCGGCUCAAGUGAGGGCCAACACAGUACAUUUCUCAUGCAACAGCACUGGAUGAAAACGUUGGACCUUGCGCAAGCCUAGAUCUAAGUCUCACAUGACGGACGACAGCCUUUUUCUCCAUGUCAUGAUAUCACGAGUCUUUUAUAUUGGAGAAGGUGGGCUAGUGUAUUUUCUUUAAUGCUGAAAGAUGGUUUGUAGUCUCUUUUUUUGUUUGUUUUCUAUUUACUCAAUAUUGCUUACUGAUUAUACCUGCGUCUGAGAUGGUAGGUCCUGUAGAGUUUCUGUUUUGUACAGGACAAAGGUGAUUUUUACCAAUACUUGUGUUUGUGAUGUGGUUAACCUAUCCUUCGCAUCGUACGCUAGAUGGAGUUGAGCUUCAGUGUUUAGGAUGACAAUAUGUCACUGGUGGUAUGUAUACUUUUUUUUUACCCCUCCUUCCCGGUGUCACUGCUCACAAGUAGAAAGAUCCUUCAUGUAGGACAUUUUAGGUUUUAGCUUAUCAAACGGCCUCCUCUGUCAUUGAUGUGUAGUGGGGGAGACAACUAGUUCUCUAGUUUUAUUUGAUUUUUUAGUUUUGUUACUUUCCAGUUUCAUACCAUUGACGUGUGUGCUGCUUCUUUUCAAGUGUUGUCGAUUUUAAAGCAUAGGGUUCCAGGUCGAGAGUAUCAGUGUCGUUUGUUCAGGGAGCUUUUUACAGACGGUUUUGCCUGCGCACACGCCCAGUCAACUGAAAUACAAACUGUACAGCCGUAAGCAGUUUAAUAAUGAAACUGAAAGUCGGUACUGCUCUUUUUUUUUGCCCCCCUUUAGGCCACCUUGUGGCCACUUAUUCACCGAGAGGGGUUCCCAUAACCUUACUUAGUUGAAAUAAACCUUUUUAAAGACGUGUUUUGCUUCCUGCAACAGCAACAAAAAAGAACAGUGAAGUGGCCCCAUGGCAGUUCUUCCACACACCUCAGCUGCUACAACCUCAGUAAUAAACCCAGAAAACGGCAAAGUGACUAUACCAUUCCUGGACAUUCAUACCUCAUUCAGGAGCUUAUAUCAGUGCAUUUAACUGUUUUUUGUGUUAAUGUGUACUCUGGCAUGAGUCAGACAGGUUUUCUUUUGAUUACAAACUUUCCCCCCCCCCCCCCCUCUUUUUUUAUAACUGAUUGAAACAGGCCUCGGCCCUGAACCUUGCAUUCUGGCUGGUGUGUGUCCGUGUGUGUGAGAGAAGCAAGUCAGGGAGACUUGUCAGCUUGACAAUUGUGUUCACUGACUGUAGUAGCUUCGUAAGUUUUUAUUUUUCUUCUAGUGCACUGAAACAUUUUAAGGUUGGAUACCUUUUCUGCUUUUUGCCCAACAAUUGCCAUGAAGUGUUUUUUUUGUCCAUCUUCUGCAAAAUCCGAUGCACGUCACAAACUGACAUCUACAUCUGUUCAUUUAUAUACUGUAAACUGUUGAGGAUGGGAUCAUUCUUUUUAAUGGACACCGUAUAUAAAUGUGCAAUGUAUAUAUUUUCUAUGGUGCCCGACAAUUUGUAUGAGAUGAAAUGGUCAAUAAAGAUAAUUUUCUGUC
This is a messenger RNA of Hippocampus zosterae (dwarf seahorse), 2163 nucleotides long. RefSeq names its product high mobility group AT-hook 1a (gene hmga1a). Gene Ontology annotation, biological process: regulation of DNA-templated transcription. The coding region runs from base 200 to 493 and encodes 97 amino acids. NCBI's taxonomy places the organism in Eukaryota, Metazoa, Chordata, Actinopteri, Syngnathiformes, Syngnathidae. The record is from RefSeq and is a predicted model, not a curated record. The transcript has 5 exons. Gene Ontology annotation, cellular component: nucleus; chromatin. Gene Ontology annotation, molecular function: transcription coregulator activity; DNA binding.